CUAUAAAACACAAGCGGUUGUAUAACGAUCAUUAUUCGGGUCUCUUUUGUCUCCACAGCUUCGCCACCCGGUUAUCUCGCCGGAAGAUUAUCAUCUGUUCUUUCCUGUUAUGGUGGGAUUUUGUAUCACCUAGAAAUAAUUGUUUGUUAUAUCAGUCAUAUAGGGUUGAGCCUUGGAAAGGAGAAGGAAAAAAGCAGUUGUAGAAGCGGCAAACACAGAAGUGUAAUCUUUGGAAUACAAAGAGGAUGGACUAUCUUUUAACGACGCUGACUAAGAAGAAAGAAGUGGACACAAUCAUCAGAGACACCAUUGACAAGGUCCUUGUUCUUCGCUUUGGCCGCUCAUCUGAUACCCUCUGUCUCCAGCUUGACCAUAUACUUAUCAAAUCAGUACGUGAGGUUUCCAAAUUCGCAACUGUGGCUCUUGUGGAUAUUGAGUCACCUGACAUUCAAGUCUAUGUGAAAUACUUCGACGUCACUUUGAUUCCUUCAACUAUCUUUUUCUUCAAUGCCCACCAUAUGAAGAUGGAUUCUGGUAAUCCAGAUCACACCAAGUGGGUUGGCUCUUUUCACAGCAAACAAGACUUCAUUGACGUUGUAGAGGCAAUAUUCAGGGGAGCCAUGAAGGGAAAGCUUAUAGUUAAUUGCCCCCUGCCCCAAGAUCGAACACCAAAGUAUCAACUGUUGUACAAAGAAAUGUAGAGGGGUAGCCGGUAUAGGUCGUUAUAUUUUUAAGGCUAAUGAUCUACUUAAACAUGACUGAGGUUCUCCUGUAACAGGCAUCUGCUGGUGAUUAUAGGACUAUUUAUAGAAUUGAUUGAUGACUGCCAAGAUUAACUUUGCAGCUUAGAUGGUGAUUUUUGUUUGCUUUGUUCAUGUCUUCAUGACUCAUGAGGUAAUAAACGAUGGAAAGUGUGCAUCUGCAGUUUAUUGUUAUAUGCCCUGA
Tripterygium wilfordii is the source of this 945-nucleotide messenger RNA. Its product is annotated as thioredoxin-like protein 4B. The transcript is spliced from 5 exons. Bases 246 to 701 code for a protein of 151 amino acids. Lineage: Eukaryota; Viridiplantae; Streptophyta; Magnoliopsida; Celastrales; Celastraceae. The record is from RefSeq and is a predicted model, not a curated record. Gene Ontology annotation, biological process: mRNA splicing, via spliceosome. Gene Ontology annotation, cellular component: U5 snRNP; spliceosomal complex; U4/U6 x U5 tri-snRNP complex.